This is a messenger RNA of Pygocentrus nattereri (red-bellied piranha), 5964 nucleotides long. RefSeq names its product leucine-rich repeat and transmembrane domain-containing protein 1 (gene lrtm1). Gene Ontology annotation, molecular function: protein binding. The record is from RefSeq and is a predicted model, not a curated record. NCBI's taxonomy places the organism in Eukaryota, Metazoa, Chordata, Actinopteri, Characiformes, Serrasalmidae. The coding region runs from base 557 to 1681 and encodes 374 amino acids. The transcript is spliced from 3 exons.
AGAAAAAGAAGAAGCAGCGAGAGAGCGAAAGAGAGAGAGUGCAAAGUGCAUUGCCGAAUAGGUAGAGAAAGAGAGGGAGAGCAAGAGAGAGGAAGAGAGAGGAGGCGGUUGUUGAGGCAGAAAAUGACAGAAGACAUUGAAGUGAAAUGAGGAGGAGAAGAAUAAUGUAGCAGAAGCGAUAGAUAGAUAGAUAGAUAGAUAGAUAGAUAGAUAGAGAGAGAGAGAGAGAGAGAACAUAUUUUAUAUUUUUAAGAGACUGAGGUGGUUGGCAAAAAAGGCUUAAGGAAGGAGAGAGAGAGAGAGAGAGAGAGAGAGAGAGAGAAAGAAAGAGAGAGAGAGAGAGAGAGAGACAGAGAGAGAGAGAGAGAGGGGUCUACUCCAGUAAUAGCAGUGCACAAUUAGGAGACUGGCUCACUGUGUGUGCUGAGCAGAGAGAUGGGGACGGUCUCUGCCAUGGCCAGAGACACAGAAGACAUGGCCAGGGUCCGAUCCUGAACACACACACACACACACACACACACUCACACACACACACACUCGCUGACAAACACAAAGGAUGACCCCUGGACACGCUGAGCGGAGUGGUCUAGGAGCCAUGACAGGAGGUGUGGUCUUUGCACUGUCCACCUUACUUCUGGUCCAGGCAGUGUCCCCUUGCCCCAAGGAGUGUUCAUGUGAUAGUUAUGCCAAGGUGGUGGACUGUCGGGGGCGUGGUUUAUACGACAUUCCUCACAAGUUACAUCCAGAAACUCAGGAGCUGUAUCUUCAGGACAACCGUAUACGAGGCCUUGGCUCCAUGGCAUUUCGGGAAACGCCACAACUCCGGGUUCUGGACCUGGCCAACAACACCAUAACUAUGCUUUCCCCCAGUGCCCUCCUGGGGCUCAGGGUGUUAAGAAGCCUCAGUUUGGCCAACAACUCGAUCCGUGAGGUGGACCGCCGUUUUUUGGGCUCUAUACGGAAUCUAACCCAGUUGGACCUUUCUUACAACAACAUUGGAGGGCUACCUGGAGCACUAGCUGAUAGCUUCCACCACCUAACCCACCUAUCACUUCAUUAUAACCGGCUGACCAAGGUGGACCGCGCUCACUUGGAGGCCCUUGGGAGCCUGGAGGUGCUGAACCUGAGGGGGAACCUGUGGAAGUGUGAUUGCCAGAUGAUAGGGCUUAAGCUAUGGCUGGAGACAUUCACUUUUAAAGGUGGAGUGGUGGAUGAGGUUGUGUGUGCCCAGCCUCACGCCAUGCGGGAGCGUGACCUGCAGCAAGUUCCCUAUGAGCUCUUCCACACCUGCAUGACCACCAGCUACAGCUACCUGUUCGCCAACAUCCACCACCUGGACAACCAGCACCGGCUGCUCCGUGGUCAUCUCCACCCCAGCCCGGAGGCUCCUCCGUAUGGGGGCGAAUUCGGACCCCCACCGGAGUGUGAGGCCAAACAGAAGCCUCGGCCUGUCAACCUGCGUCAUGCCAUAGCCACAGUGGUAAUAACCGGAGUGGUGUGUGGCAUUGUUUGUCUGAUGAUGCUGGCUGCUGCUGUCUACGGGUGCGCCUAUGCCGCCAUCAUGGCCAAAUACCAGCGUGAGCUGAAGAAGCGAGAGAAGGAGGCCGGAGGAGGAGGGACACAGAGAGAGAACACAGAUAGGGAAGGGGAGAAGGAGCCGCUGGAGAACGCUAUAGCGUGAGAAGGAGUGAGACAUGAAAUAAUGCACAUAUCUGCACCAGGGAUGUUACAUAGUCGUCACAGAUCAUGAACAUCGAUAAAGGAAUACUCCUGGAUUUUUCAGUCUACUGCAUCAGUAGCAUACAGUGGGUUACCACCAACAAUAUGUUCAAUAAUUGCCACAAAUAAUAUGUUCUACAUGUUCCCUUGUGCAGAAAACUUGUUGACUCCAGACAGACUUAUAACAGAAGCCAAUGAGAAAUGGCAGAAUGCUGCCAGCUAACGUUUAUGUGAAAGUAUUUCUGUAGAAUUCUCUCAAGAAUUCUUCAGUCAAAGCAAUCAGUCAACUAGGCAUGAAUAAUUUGUAUAUUUUGUUCUUUCAGAGAGGCAAUAUGUUACCAGUAUAGUGUUAUAGGUGGAGUUUUAACAGACUCCUGCCUGAUCAUGCAUGAAUACCAGAAAACCAACCCUGGUCCUGAAGAUCUACCUUCCUAUAGAGUCUAGUUUCAACUAAUUAACUUCUACAGAUGUUGUUCAUUGGCUGGAUCUAAAGCAGAAGUGCUAAGUGAGUGUGGUGCAGCAUGUUAGAUACAGGUUAGAACUAAACUCUGAAGGAAACUAGAGAUGUGUUCCAAAAGCUAGGACCCAGCUCUUCGUUUGUAUUAUGUAACGCAAAAUGGUAUACCAAGUCCACCAAGGCCACUUUGUCAUGUCAUCAGAAAGGAGUUGGUGCCAAAUAAAUAAAGAAAUACGUAAUGGAGAAGCUACCAUUGAUGUGAAUGAUAAUCUGGCAAAACGAUGUCCUGCAAGCUAAAACAGGUAAACCAAAAGUAGGUGCAUUACACACCCUGCAUUCAGUUUACACCCCCUUAAACAGACACCUUUAUCAACUUGUAGCAGCUAGUUUCAUCUGUGGGUGUUUCUCUUGAAACUUCAUCAGGUCAGAAGCCCACUAAAGAACACUCUGGCAGUUUCCUUGAAAACUGUCUGAAUAUAGGCCCCAUUCCUCAGCUAUAUUUGAAAGAUCCUUUUGAUCGGAACAGAACAUUGCAGAAGAUUGGCAGCAUUUGUCCCACUCUUGAUAAAUAUUUUAUCCUGCCUGCAGUCCCACAGAUAGCUGGUUUCCAUCUGUGUUCGUCCUCACUGUCUUACUCAGCUUCACUGUCUUGUGUGCACCUUUAUUAAGAGCACUUUCAACAAAUGUGGCUUUCUGUAGGCUACAAAAAUAAAAUCUGUUGUUCACCUGACUGGUUGCUUCACAACUAUUUAGAAUGAGUUCAUUUAUUUUUGUAUUAUUUAUAUAUAAUAAUUAAUAAGUGAUUGUUAUCAUUGUGGGAUUUCUCUAUAUGUAUUAUUGUUGUACAAGAACAAUAUUUGACAUAUUUCAAAAGCUCACCAACAGAAUUCAGCAACUGCCCAGUGGUUUCUAUUAUUAGCUACUUUUGAGUCGGCCAGUUUUCUGACUACAGAGAAAAGUGGUAAAAUGGUCAUUUGUGGUAAUCAACUAUACGGUACGGAUGUGGCUUAUUAGGUUGAAACAUGUUGUGGUAUUCCUUUACGGUAGAAAGAAAACACCCAUAUAUAUAAAAGCAAACAUGUACACACAAUUACACAUGUGCAGAUGGUUGUGGAUAGAGCUGAUCCAGCUCUCGUCAAAUCUCGUUACACCUUCUCAAAGGGACAAAUGCUCUUUCCAAACACUCUCCUUCAUAAAGGCAAAACUAGAUAUGACGACAACCAGGGAAAACGGGACUUGUUCUAUAAUGCAGUAUAUUUACCCAGUACACGACUUCCAGAGAUUAGGCCAAAGAUAACAUACAUAGAUACAUAUCAAUGUUUUAAUUGUAUAAUAACUCAGAGAAUAACGAUCUGUCUAAUGCAAGCGCGUUUAACAGCAAUAUGUACAUAAUGACCUGUGUAAUGCGUUUCAAUUUGUGUUUAUGGGUUGGUUGGUUGGUUGGUUGGUUGGUUGGUCUGUAUGUUUACCGGCCUAUCAGGGUUUGACUGGUCAAGUAGGCAGCUGCUACUGUAUGUAUGUAUGUAGUUCUGCGUGUGUAAUUAUGUCUGUGUGCGUGUAAGAGACGUGCCCCAGGAUUAGGUUUCAAAUGGAUUACAGUGGAAUUAAAAUCUAGGUAUUUAGAUUAUGAGACUAUACAGUACUGUGCAAAAAUCAGAGAGCGCACAAUGUUUAUUUCAUUUCCAGUCAAAUCAGACACUAAGUGCAAGACAAUUGUGAAGAAUCCUCAAUAACUACAUAUCAUUUAAAGUUUUUCAGUAUUUAACGUGGCUUUUUGACUUUGUCUUUAUUACAGCUUCCAGGCUUUUUGAGACACCUGCUUUCACAAGACUUAAUUAUAUUCAAUGAUGUUGAGGGCUGGGCUCUGAGGGAGCCAGUCCAUAGUCGUGAGAACACCAGCAGCUUCUUUAUUUCAUUUGCAAAUUAGUUCUUCUUUGCCAAUUUCCUUUUCCUGGUUUCUUGACAGCUACACAUCCUUUCAGACACACAAAGUGUUGAGUUGUCUUCUCACAGUGGAAGAGUGGACAGACGCACUCAUGGAGAUAAAGCAAGAGCAAAGCUGAAUAUCUCCUGUCUCUUAAAGAUGAAUGCUUUAAGGGCUGUUUAUCUGACGGGGACAGUUUAUGAAAGUGUAUUAUUUUAUAUUAGGAUUAUUUUAUAUUCUAAAAUCAAUUACUUGUACAUAAUGACUGUUCUGGCUGGAGAUUAAAUAAGUGAAUGGUGGUCUCUGGGACUGUAUUUGCACAAAAAAAUCCACCAGUGCAAAAAUAGCGGGAAAAGAUUUGGGCUCUUGGAAUGUUGUUGAACUUGCACAGAGGAUUCGAGAAGGGUUUUGAUUGUGAAAACGAGUGUUAUGAGCUACCUCACACCCUCAUGCACACCAUAACGCGGAGAGAGACUGUGAACGAGGGUGUGAAGGACACGAGGUUGUUCUGUCAGGUUGUCUGAAUUUAUCCACCUUAUAUAACAGGAUAGUGAACAGCCAAGCACCACGCGUACACACACACACGUGCACACGCAUAUUCGAAAUCACAUCAGACAUGAUGCUUUGAGUAAUAACGUGAAGGCCAAACAGCCUGUAAGCAAGGCUGCUCAAAUCAGAGAUUUGCUGUCACACACACACACACACACACACGCGCUCAUGUUGCCCUGGGAGUGUGAUGUCAUCAGGUUGUCGGGUCGCGUUAGUGCUGCCACUACAAAUUCAUUACCGCUGCGCGCGCCUCUACCCUUGCGCUCAGUCCUCUGUCCAAUAUGCACAGCAUCACAUUAAUUCUUGAAUAUUAUUACUAUUUUCAAACUACUUUUAGUGCUUCAUGAAUGGCAGCGAUAUUUUCAGUAACACUGCAAGGCGAAAUCAUCUAAUAGUGAAAGUCAAGCUGAUAUAUCUCAUACUUCUCAUUUUUACAUUGUUGAAUUUUAGACAAUUUACAAUUCAUUUUAUCUAGAGAAAUAUGGUUACUAUACAAAUCCUUAAUAUUUUGUUUGUUCAAAUAUUAUUUUUUAAAGCAAAGUUAAAUUAUCUUUCUUUCAUCCUACACUAGCCAAAUGAUGCACCAAUGGAAUAAGACAAUUUCUAUAGGAAAUUACUUAAAACAAGUAAACAGGGACAUUGGAUAUGGGGGUGCUGAGGGGGCUGCAGCAUCCACAGAUUUUGAGAUUGUUUAACUGCAACUACUAAAAAUGAUUUCGAAAAGAACAUGAAAGCCACAAAUUAAGAUUUUGGCAUUUGGGAAUGUGUAAUUGCAUGCAUUUCGCUGGUUGUGCUGUAGAUCCCUUUCUGAAUGGUGAAUCUCAGUGCACUGAAAGAACAUCAAAAUAGUCCAAACUCAGUCAGAACGUGGGACAUUUCACCCAAGCAUAUAAAUGAACGAUCUUUUACUAUUGUCAUCAUAUCUUCAUUGUAUGUUUAUUUUGAAUUUGAGAUUUAAAUAUCAAGCUAGAUCUUAUUUCUUGUAGUAUCUGCAGCUUCCAAGGGCUGUUUAAGUUAACUUUGCUUUCAUUACAGCAAGAAAACCGCUUCCCUUGCCAAAUGUUAGCCCCUGACAUGCCCUACAUUUUUCUAUAUAUUUGAGAUGGACUGUGUGAAUCUCAUUGUGCAGCUUAGUUAUAGGUGUGACACAAUUUGUUACUGGGCCACAUAUCAACAAUCUGAUUGGUCACUCAUUUGCAAAAAGAUCAUCCAGAACAGAUUCCAGGGUGUGCAUCAGCAGUUUGAUGAGUUGGUAAUAUGAGUGCACAUUACAGCACAUCGUGACCUGUUUGAUAUAAAUGAUCCAAAAACAAAA